This is a messenger RNA of Mandrillus leucophaeus (drill), 772 nucleotides long. Its product is annotated as transmembrane protein 230-like. NCBI's taxonomy places the organism in Eukaryota, Metazoa, Chordata, Mammalia, Primates, Cercopithecidae. Gene Ontology annotation, cellular component: synaptic vesicle; endomembrane system. Gene Ontology annotation, biological process: synaptic vesicle transport. The record is from RefSeq and is a predicted model, not a curated record.
AACGUAUGUUCUGCUGUGUCAACGUGUUAUGAUGCUGUCCCAAACCAACCUGGCUACUGGAAUCCCCAGGAGUAAAGUGAAAUAUUCAAGGCUCUCCAGCACAGAGGAUGGCUACAUUGACCUUCAGUUUAAGAAAACUCCUCCUAAGAUCCCUUAUAAGGCUAUCGCACUUGCCACUGUGCUGUUUUUGAUCGGCGCCUUUCUCAUUAUUAUAGGCUCCCUCCAGCUGUCAGGCCACAUCAGCAAAGAGGGGGCAGCAGCCGUUCCAGUCCUGAUCCUUGGCAUUCUGGUGUUCCUACCCGGAUUUUACCACCUGCACAUCACUUACUACGCAUCCAAAGGCUACCGUGGUUACUCCUAUGAUGACAUUCCAGACUUUAAUGACUAGCACCCACCUAAUAGCUGAGGAGAAGAGUCACAGUGGAACUGUCCCAGCUUUAAGAUACCUAGCAGAAACUAUAGCUAAGGAUUAAGGAAUUCUGCAGCUUGCAGAUGUUUAAGAAAAUAAUGGCCAGAUUUUACAGGUCCUUCCCAAAGAUGUUAACUGAACCUGCAGUAGCUAAUUAGGACAUGCUCUGUUUUUCAUCCCUUGGCCCUGGCAAGAGCUCCUGACAAGUUUUUCCACAGGAAUAUGUAUCAUGGAAGAAUAGAGGUUAUUCUGUAAUGGAAAAGUGUUGCCUGCCAUCACCCUCUGUAGAGCUGAGCAUUUCUUUUAAAUAGUCUUCAUUGCCAAUUUGUUCUUGUAGCAAAUGGAAGAAUGUAGUAUGGCUAA